Sodiomyces alkalinus F11 is the source of this 438-nucleotide messenger RNA. Its product is annotated as Thioesterase/thiol ester dehydrase-isomerase. The transcript has a single exon. Gene Ontology annotation, molecular function: fatty acyl-CoA hydrolase activity. Bases 1 to 438 code for a protein of 145 amino acids. NCBI's taxonomy places the organism in Eukaryota, Fungi, Ascomycota, Sordariomycetes, Glomerellales, Plectosphaerellaceae. The record is from RefSeq and is a predicted model, not a curated record.
AUGGCCUCCCCCCUCUACGCCUUCCUCCUCUCUCACGAGACGCACGGCCUGCAGCUCACCCACGCGUCCAAGGGGCUCGUGCGCUUCCGCCUCCGGCUGGCGGCCUGCCACCUCAACGCCGCGGGGAGCCUGCACGGGUCCGUGGCGGCGACGGUGGUCGACUGGGCGGGUGGCCUGGCCGUGGCGGCGUGGGACCUGCGCGCGCAGACGGGCGUCAGCGUCGACAUUCACGUUUCGUACCUCUCGGGGGCUCGGCUGGGGCAGGUGGUUGAGGUGGAAGGGCGUGUGGACCGCGUCGGGGGCAGUUUGGCGUUUACGACCGUGGAGAUUUGGAAGGUGGACGGGUUGGAGGAGGAGGAGAAGGGCGUGGAAGGGGGGGAAAGGGAUGGUUGUGUUGUGUUGGGGAGGCAUACGAAGUAUGUGAGGAGUCGGUCCUAA